Emiliania huxleyi CCMP1516 is the source of this 672-nucleotide messenger RNA. RefSeq lists its product as hypothetical. Gene Ontology annotation, molecular function: serine-type peptidase activity. The annotation marks the transcript as partial. NCBI's taxonomy places the organism in Eukaryota, Haptophyta, Isochrysidales, Noelaerhabdaceae. The transcript has a single exon. The record is from RefSeq and is a predicted model, not a curated record. Gene Ontology annotation, biological process: proteolysis.
ACGGCACCUCGCCUCGCGCCUCUCAAGAUUUAUGCCGCCGGAUCGGGUGAGGACAUGUUCGCGCUGACGGAGACGGUGGACGAGGUGAUCUCUUUGGCUGGGAAGGCGAGGCCAGCUGUGCUCUACCUCGGCACAGCCACCUACGACGCCCCGGCUGCGCGCCAGAAGCAGACCAGUGGCUUUGAGGCGCGGGGCUGUCGUGUCAGUGCUCUCCGUGUCGCAUGGGACACUCCGGGCGAGGCUGAGAUGCGGAAUGCCAUGAUGGGCGCUGACGUUAUUCUCAUCAGCGGCGGAAACACUCUUUUUGCCAUCGACCGCUGGAGGCGCCUCGGCGUGGACGCGCUGCUGCGGCGGGCGGCGGCGCGCGGUGCGGUGCUUGCCGGAGGCAGCGCGGGCUUCAUUUCGCUCUGCGAAGGAGGCCAUUCCGACAGCAUGGAGCCCGCCUCUUACAAGAACCCGCCUGGGCCCCAGCUCGCCCUCAUGAAUGCCAGCUGGGCGUACAUCCGCGUCCCCGGCGUUGGGCUGCUCAAGGGACUGUGCUGCCCGCACUAUGACGUCACGGGCUCCAACGGGGUCGAGCGAGCCGACGACUUCACCGCGAUGCUGCGCCACCACUCGGGAGAGGACGGAAUCGGUGUCGACAACUGGGCGGCGAUCGCAGUGGACGGCGAC